AGGUUUUACGCCGAGCCCACCAGCUCCGCCAUAUUUACUCCACUCCGGAUUUUUAGUCUAGCCGCUGUGGCGCGACAGUAAAACAAAAGACAGUCGGCCAUUACGGUGGAGAUUUUCAGCUGGAGUUUGUUAUUUUCUCGUCACAUGAACUGAAGGCCUUCGGUAUUAUUCAGGAGAUCAUUCUUUGGACUAAAAUGAUGUGAGAUGAGCCUGAGAGCGGGCGGGUUCAUGUAUACAGUGUGAGCGUCUCUUUUGUUUUUGUGGGAAGUGUGGGGCUAAAGCAUCAUGUUCCGUCCUGGAGGAGAGCGAGACUUCCAAACGUCAGCCCGGAGGAUGGGGACGUCCCUGCUCUUCCAGCUGUCGGUUCACGAGAGAGAGUUGGAUCUCGUUUUUCUGGACCACAGCUAUGCCAAACCCUGGAACGCCCACCCGGAUGCCAGCAGUGCCCGGCCCACCCGCAUGCUGUUCGUCACCCCUCGACGGCAGCCGGAAGCGUCUGGGGAUUCGGAUAUGUCCAUUGAUGUGGAGACGGUCACACCCACUCCAAUGCCUCUCUAUGACAACCAGAAGGCCCGUAGUGUGAUGAACGAGUGUGACCGGCAUGUUCUGUUCGCCCGGACAGUCGCUGAUGGACCGCCGCCUCCCGAUGACUGGGAAGAACACAUCAACAAGACUGGCUGGUCAUUGGCUCAGAACAAGCUCUUUAAUAAAGUAUUGAAAGCCCUGCAGGCAGAACGACUCGGCAGACUGGCCAACGAUGGUGCCUGUAAUGAACCCGUCUUACGCAGAAUAGCUGUGGAUAAAUGCGCUCGCAAGGUCCGCCAUGCCCUGUCCAGUGUCAGCUGGGACAUAAAGCUCACACACUGGCUUCAUAACACACUUCUGGAGUCUUUGAGCCUCGCUAUGUUGGCGGCUUACCUUGACGUGCUGCAGACACUCAAGAGCAAGGUGCCGUCCCUGAUAGACAGGAUGCUGCUGUCGUCUUCUGUAAAAACAGGAGCCGCAGGGGCCGAGGCUCUUUCUCUGCUCCUCAAACGCCCGUGGGACCCUGCAGUGGGUGUGCUAUCACACAACAAACCAAGUAAACUUCCUGGAUCCCCGCUGAUCCUUAUUGCUCCAUCUGGACCAACCAACCCUGCCUUUCCUACAUCCCGACGAAUGAGAUUCUGGCAAUCUCAGCUGUCCUGUCUUGGGAAGGUCAUUCCCAUUAACGUUCAUGUUGGCAGUGGAGCCAACGUUGGAAUCACGCAGUGUUUGGAGCACAUGAUCGGCACAGUCAGAGGAAAAGUCAUCGAGGUUCACAGUCACUUCCCUCACAAACCGAUCAUCUUGGUGGGCUGGAAUGUAGGAUCAUUGAUGGCUUGUCAUGUGUCUUUAAUGGAGUACAUGACUGCUGUUGUGUGUUUGGGUUUCCCUCUCCAAACGAUCAGUGGGCCACGAGGGGAUGUUGAUGAUCCGCUGUUGGACAUGAAGACUCCAGUGCUGUUUGUGGUUGGUCAGAACGCUCUGCAGUGUAGUCCUGAAAACAUGGAGGAGUUCAGGGAGAAAAUCCGGGCCGAUAACAGCUUGGUUGUUGUCGGAGGAGCAGACGACAGCUUGAGGAUCAACUCCACUAAGAUGAAGACAGAAGGCCUGACCCAGACCAUGGUGGAUCGCUGCAUUCAGGACGAGAUUGUUGAUUUUCUGACUGGAGUUUUGACCCGCUCUGAGAGUCACGGCCAUGGCUCUGGUGAAACACGUGAUUUAGAUGCUGAGAAGAAGAAGCCUCGCCGCGAGCUGCCCUUUGACCUUGACAGGUCUCGGCCGUCUUCACCUGCUGUGAGGGUACCCAUCUCUCCUUCUGGUUCAGAGGAUAUGUCCAGUGUCUGCAGCAGUCCCACAGCCAGUCCCAAACCCAAGACUGUCGGCCUUUCUCCAGCUCAGAAAUCCAGUCUCAUCACUGCCACGCAACUGCUGAAGACCCACAUGCAGCGUUCUGGAACUGUACUCACACACAAACAAGCACAAGCUCAGUUCGCUGCUUUUAUGAAACAUAAUAUGCUGGUGAGGAAAAGCAUUCCUCCUGGCAGCCCUUCAUGUCUAUUUGUGCCGGUGCCCAGUGAGCAGGUGGAGGGUUUAGAGCGAGACGACAUGAGGGUCCACCUCAAGAGGAGACAAACUCCCAGUCCAACACCAACCAAAGCCUCCAAACGAGCCAAGAUCAAAGUCACCAUCGUUUCACACGGAGACGCGGCGGGAAACACCCCUGGCUCCACUGCUCAGGAAGUGGGUUUGUCAGGAAAGCCUCUCGGUCUGACAGUGGGCCAGACGACAGUAUCAGGGGCCAAAGAACUGUCUGAGCUUCUCAGUGCACAAAGGUCAGGAGGCUUAGCAGAGGUGUCUGGAGCUUUGGCCUCUAGCGAGGGCUCGUUUCACAGUCUGCAGGGGAGCGUUAUUUCACGCUCUUCCUCGCCUGUCCAGGCCGCCGGUACUGCACAAGCUCCCUCUGCCAGCAGUCUGCUGCAAGGUCUCAGCCUCAGUCUGCAGGAGAUCAACACUAAAUCUCCAGGCGUUCCCUCAACCACACAGGUGUCCGGAGGAAAGCCCCAGGGUCAGGGGCAGGUGUUGAGCUCUCUAAGCCCAGGCAGUGGUACUCUAGUGCGGGCAGUGCCGAUGGUGUCCACAGGCUCCGGGAUGACCAAAACCACAGCCAUCCACCAGCUCCUGACCAACGGCGGAUUGGCAAAGCUAGCCAAUAGUCUGCCGGGCCUGGCCCACGUCUCCAGUCAGAGCUCGGGUACGUCCUCAACGCCGCGCUCCAAACAGAGGCGUCCCAGAUGAGUACACAUCUAGAGUACUAGAGUAAGGUCAAAUCCAUAGGCAGGGUGACCAGGAUAAAUAAAUAGUGUGUAAAUAUGUUUGAUAAACCAACAUCUGUGCUGAUUUGUACUGUUUUUUUAAUGCAUGUAAAGACAUUUAUUGGGUGAUCUUCUUCAAAAGUGCGAACUCUAAUGUACUUUUGCAUCACAUAAUUAAUUUUAGUGCGUUCUUAUGCUGAUUAUACAUAUGCAGGGCAACUUUUUGGGCAAUGUUUAUUGGGCAAUUUUGCAGAGCGAUGUUGCUUGGCUAUUUUUUUUUAUUAAGAAUGGGCAACAGUAUUGUAUUUAGCCCAUUACCCUAUCUAGAACAGUUUAUUUACAGCAGCAUUGCUCAAAAAGUUGCCCUGUGUAUCAUCAGCAUUAGAGGUUGACCUUUGAACUCAAACUGCUGUCAGGAGCAUCCAAAUAUUUAUGUGUUGCCACAUCGCCGGCUUCAUUCGUGUACAUGCUUAAUACGUCCACCGUGUUUGACGUUUCAUUUGGCUGAUCAGUUUUCUGUUGGAUGAGGUGUGUUUGUAAACCAUACGCUUGCUCUGCUCACAAAGACAUCCAUUAAAUUCCCAACUACAAACCGUU
This is a messenger RNA of Danio rerio (zebrafish), 3434 nucleotides long. The record is from RefSeq and is a predicted model, not a curated record. NCBI's taxonomy places the organism in Eukaryota, Metazoa, Chordata, Actinopteri, Cypriniformes, Danionidae.